This is a messenger RNA of Pezoporus occidentalis (night parrot), 854 nucleotides long. RefSeq names its product scratch family transcriptional repressor 1 (gene SCRT1). NCBI's taxonomy places the organism in Eukaryota, Metazoa, Chordata, Aves, Psittaciformes, Psittacidae. The record is from RefSeq and is a predicted model, not a curated record. The transcript has 2 exons. The coding region runs from base 9 to 851 and encodes 280 amino acids. Gene Ontology annotation, molecular function: DNA-binding transcription factor activity, RNA polymerase II-specific; RNA polymerase II cis-regulatory region sequence-specific DNA binding. Gene Ontology annotation, biological process: regulation of DNA-templated transcription.
UUGUGGCCAUGCCCCGCUCCUUCCUCGUCAAGAAGGUGAAGGGCGAUGAUUUCCCGGCUGGAAUCGCGGCUCCCUACGGCAGGAACCGGCCCGAGCUCGGCUCCCGUUUGCACGGCAAAGGGUACCUCAGCGACUACAUGGCCCCAUCGGGGUACACGGGCCCCGGGGCGCUGAAGGUGCCGUCGCCCUCGGCCCUUUACGGCGGGGGGGACUCGGAUCCCCCCGACAGCCCCCACUCGGGCCUGGCCGGGGGUUACAUCAACGGCGACGCGGCCGUGAGCGAAGGCUACGCCGUGGACGCCUUCUUCAUCACGGACGGGAGGUCCCGGAGGAAGACAUCGGCAUCAACAACGGCAGCAUCGGCGUCGUCAUCGGCGUCACCGCGGAGCCUCCAACGGCACGCGUGCGGCGAGUGCGGUAAGACCUACGCCACGUCGUCCAACCUGAGCCGGCACAAGCAAACCCAUCGCAGUUUGGAUAGCAAGAUGGCCAAGAAAUGCCCGACGUGCGGCAAGGUUUACGUCUCCAUGCCGGCCAUGGCCAUGCAUCUCCUCACGCACGACCUCAAGCACAAAUGCGACGUGUGCGGCAAAGCCUUCAGCCGGCCCUGGUUGCUGCAGGGCCACAUGCGCUCGCACACCGGCGAGAAACCCUUCGGUUGCGCCCACUGCGGCAAGGCCUUCGCCGACCGCUCCAACCUGCGCGCCCACAUGCAGACCCACUCGGCCUUCAAGCACUUCAAGUGCAAGCGUUGCAGCAAGACCUUCGCCCUCAAGUCCUAUCUCAACAAGCACUACGAGUCCGCCUGCUUCAAGGGCGCCGGGACCCCGCUCAGUCCCCUUCCGCCCUGAGAU